UCGAUGCGAUCGGCUCUGGGCCCUGCCGUGAGUUCUCGGUGCGGGCGACAGCGCUGCUGAACAUGGCGUCAGACGGGAUGAUUUUAACGAACCACGACCACCAAAUCCGGGUCGGAGUAUUGACAGUGAGUGACAGCUGUUUUCGGAACCUUGCAGAGGACCGCAGUGGUGUCAACCUCAAAGAUCUCAUCCAUGAUCCCUCCCUAUUGGGGGGUAUGAUCACGGCCUACAAGAUAGUGCCAGAUGAGAUAGAUGAAAUCAAGGAGACUCUGGUGGAUUGGUGCGAUGAAAAGGAACUUAACCUUAUCCUAACCACCGGAGGAACCGGCUUCGCACCGAGAGACGUUACACCAGAGGCCACUAAGGAGGUGAUAGAGCGCGAGGCUCCAGGGAUGUCUCUGGCGAUGCUGAUGGGAUCCCUCAACGUCACACCACUAGGCAUGCUUUCCAGACCUGUGUGUGGUAUCCGAGGGAAGACGCUCAUCAUUAACUUACCUGGAAGCAAGAAAGGCUCCCAGGAAUGCUUCCAGUUCAUCCUGCCGGCCCUGCCGCACGCCAUCGACCUCCUGCGGGACGCAGUGGUGAAGGUAAAGGAGGCGGCCGACGAGCUGGAGGACCUGCCGUCGCCACCACCACCCCUCUCGCCGCCGCACAACAGUUCGCCCUGCCGCCAGACGGAGGACAAGGGCGUGCAGUGCGAGGAGGAGGAUGAGGAGAAGAAGGACAGCGGUGUGGCGUCCACCGAGGACAGCUCCUCCUCCCACAUCACCGCCGCAUCCAUCGCCACCAAGAUCCCAGACUCCAUUAUCUCACGGGGUGUGCAGGUGUUGCCCAGGGAUACAGCCUCUCUCAGCACCACGCCCUCGGAGUCGCCCCGCGCCCAGGCCACAUCCCGCCUCUCGACUGCUUCCUGUCCCACACCCAAAGUGCAGUCACGAUGCAGCAGCAAAGAAAAUAUCCUAAGAUCAAGUCACAGUGCAGUGGACAUCACCAAGGUGGCCCGGAGGCACCGCAUGUCCCCCUUCCCCCUCACCUCCAUGGACAAGGCCUUCAUCACUGUGCUGGAGAUGACCGGCGUCCUGGGCACUGAGAUCAUUAACUACAGAGAUGGGAUGGGUCGAGUCCUGGCUCAGGACGUUUAUGCCAAAGACAACCUGCCACCCUUCCCUGCCUCUGUCAAGGAUGGUUAUGCUGUGAGAGCGGCUGACGGCCCAGGCGACCGCUUCAUCAUUGGAGAGUCCCAAGCUGGAGAGCAGCCCACCCACACAGUGAUGCCUGGCCAGGUGAUGAGGGUGACGACAGGUGCCCCUAUCCCAUGCGGGGCCGACGCUGUAGUCCAGGUGGAAGAUACCGAGCUGCUCCGCGAGUCUGAAGACGGCACAGAGGAGCUGGAAGUACGAAUCCUAGUACAGGCUCGUCCAGGGCAGGACAUCAGGCCCAUCGGUCAUGACAUUAAGCGUGGGGAGUGUGUGCUUGCAAAGGGCACCCACAUGGGCCCGUCUGAGAUCGGCCUCCUGGCCACUGUGGGAGUCACAGAGGUGGAGGUUCAAAAAUUCCCCGUGGUGGCUGUCAUGUCCACAGGAAAUGAGCUGCUGAACCCGGAAGACGACCUCCAUCCUGGGAAGAUCAGGGACAGCAAUCGCUCCACCCUGCUGGCCACUAUCCAGGAGCACGGCUAUCCAACCAUCAAUCUGGGCAUCGUGGGAGACAACCCCGAUGACCUUCUCAACGCUCUGAAUGAAGGCAUCAGCCGUGCUGAUGUCAUCAUCACCUCAGGAGGAGUGUCCAUGGGAGAGAAGGACUACCUUAAGCAGGUGCUGGAUAUUGAUCUUCAUGCUCAGAUCCAUUUUGGUCGUGUUUUCAUGAAACCAGGUCUCCCAACAACAUUUGCCACGUUGGACAUGGACGGUGCUCGCAAACUUAUCUUUGCCCUCCCAGGAAACCCCGUGUCCGCUGUUGUCACCUGUAAUCUUUUUGUCAUCCCUGCCUUGAGGAAGAUGCAGGGAAUUUUGGACCCUAGGCCCACCAUCAUCAAAGCAAGGUUGUCUUGUGAUGUGAAGUUGGACCCUCGCCCUGAAUACCACCGCUGCAUUCUGACAUGGCAUCACCAGGAGCCUCUGCCGUGGGCACAGAGCACAGGGAACCAGGUGAGCAGCAGGCUGAUGAGCAUGCGCAGUGCUAACGGGCUUCUGAUGCUACCUCCGAAAACAGAGCAAUACGUGGAGCUGCACAAAGGCGAGGUGGUUGACGUCAUGGUCAUCGGUCGGCUAUGAUGGCAUCACAGAGGGACGGAGCGUCGGCGUCAUAUAGCGAGGGAUGGAAUGGGUGGUUCACGGUGCAUGUCCACAUAUCAUUGACUAUUCUGUAAUAUGCAACGGCACAGCUAGUUUUUAUUGAUUUGGAUAACGUUGAGGUAUAGUCAACAUCUUGAUCACAAUCUAGA
This is a messenger RNA of Perca flavescens (yellow perch), 2443 nucleotides long. RefSeq names its product gephyrin b (gene gphnb). NCBI's taxonomy places the organism in Eukaryota, Metazoa, Chordata, Actinopteri, Perciformes, Percidae. The coding region runs from base 63 to 2273 and encodes 736 amino acids. Gene Ontology annotation, biological process: glycine receptor clustering; postsynaptic neurotransmitter receptor diffusion trapping; gamma-aminobutyric acid receptor clustering. The transcript has 22 exons. The record is from RefSeq and is a predicted model, not a curated record. Gene Ontology annotation, cellular component: postsynaptic specialization; cytoplasm; cytosol. Gene Ontology annotation, molecular function: molybdopterin molybdotransferase activity.